AUGCUCUACGAGCUCGUCGAGGAGAUCACAGGUGUCCCUUACCAGGCUCUGUCGCACGCGAAGUCGCUUGACAGGUUCAGUGUCGCCCAGCGCAUCUCGUGGGCAGCGAUGCGAGAGACCACGAAGAAAGAAGACCGAGCAUACUCGCUACUAGGGAUCUUCACCCUCAACUUGCCCACGCUCUACGGCGAGGAAGAGCGCGCUUUCCGGCGGCUGCAGGAGGAGAUUGCGUGGCAGCAGCAAGAGAUCACGGGGCGCAUCCCGGAUGAAGUCGCCUCCAUUCUCCCGGAAAAGCGGCUCACCGUAGAGAUCUGCUUCGAUCGGGAAGCGCCGUCGGUGUACUCCCUGCACGUCGAUGGUGUUGUCACCGAGAGGCCACAAGACACAGCAUCCACGUUGAUCAAGUCUGCCCAGGCAGAAGAGCCUCAGGCGUUGGGUUCUGACGACCAAGAGGACAUGUGGGACUUGAAGACCGAGGGCGAGGGAGGCGGAGAUGGAGACCGUACCAGCACCACCGACGGUGUACGCCUUGAUAAGCUUGAUUCGGAUGCCAGCGUCGGUCGGGCCGGAGGCAGGCACCCGGAGGAGGGCAGAGCGAGCUUGGAGUCGCGCCGCGGAGAAUUCGAUGGGGAAGCGCAGGGCGAGGGAGGUGCUGUCAAAAUCUCUCUGUAG
This is a messenger RNA of Dichomitus squalens LYAD-421 SS1, 672 nucleotides long. RefSeq lists its product as uncharacterized. Bases 1 to 672 code for a protein of 223 amino acids. NCBI's taxonomy places the organism in Eukaryota, Fungi, Basidiomycota, Agaricomycetes, Polyporales, Polyporaceae. The record is from RefSeq and is a predicted model, not a curated record. The transcript has 3 exons.